Syngnathus acus (greater pipefish) is the source of this 1159-nucleotide messenger RNA. RefSeq names its product NBL1, DAN family BMP antagonist (gene nbl1). Gene Ontology annotation, biological process: animal organ morphogenesis. Lineage: Eukaryota; Metazoa; Chordata; Actinopteri; Syngnathiformes; Syngnathidae. Bases 288 to 845 code for a protein of 185 amino acids. The record is from RefSeq and is a predicted model, not a curated record. The transcript has 4 exons. Gene Ontology annotation, molecular function: receptor ligand activity; BMP binding.
GGACUGGAGGAGGACGAAAGAGAGAAAGAAGGGGAGGGGCGCUCCGGGCUGAUGGAGCUUGACAUGAGAUAGCAGCGCACGGCCCAUCUAUCUCCUCAUCCUCCUACUUCCUUCCUCGAACCCCGGACACGCUAUUGCCGCUGCCGCUCCUGGAUGAUGUGACCGCUAAAUGACAGAGCGGGUUUGGAUUUCCCACGACAGAGCAGGAUCCUUAUUUCCCUUGACUAUCUACACAUCUCUUUUUUUAUUCCUGGGAGACGGCGUUAACGCGCAGCAACGGUGCAGUCAUGUGGCAGAGCAUUCUCAUUUGCUGCGCCAUGUUUCCAUCGUAUGCUGCGGCACCGCCCGCGCACAUCAACCGCCUGGCGCUGUUCCCUGACAAGAGUGCCUGGUGCGAGGCCAAGAACAUCACGCAGAUAGUCGGGCACACUGGAUGUCAGCCUCGCUCUAUUCAAAACAGAGCUUGCCUGGGCCAAUGUUUCAGCUACAGCGUUCCCAACACGUUCCCACAGUCGACCGAAUCUCUGGUGCACUGCGACUCCUGCAUGCCUGCCCAGACUCAGUGGGAAGUGGUGACUCUUGAGUGCCCAGGGAAUGAAGAGACACCUCGCGUCGACAAGCUAGUGGAGAGAAUCUUCUACUGCAGCUGCCAGUCCUGCGGCAAAGAAGGCGGCCAGGAGGGUGCCAUGAUGCAGCUGUAUCCGACAGACAACAGCCUGGACCCUCCAUCUUUACCCCUCAGCGUGAGCGAGACCCAAUCUCACCCGCCGCCCCAUUCCGACACACACCCCAAGCACGCCCACGCAGGCCCUCACCCUCUUCCACAUACGUCAGAUGUAGGCUAGGUUUGAUCCAUCCCUCCCCUACUUUGCAUCCUUCUUAAGGGAUAGUGUUGCAGAAGCACUUUGAAGCUAUGGAUUGAUUUUAUUUUUAAAAAAUUUAAAUUUCAUUUUAGCCAUUUUUCAUAGAUUGUUAACAUAUAUAAAUAUAUAUAAAUGUCGCGCCUUUGUUUGCCGAUAACAUAUAUGUGCAUUUGUGUACCCAGACAAAACCACAGUGAACUGUGGUAUCUGCUUUUUAUCUGUAUUGAAUACAAUAAAUUCUAUUGUUGCGAUAACUUGAUGUAUUUGUUUAUAAAAUGAAAGAUAUGUGUACUUUA